UUACUCUUACUUUGGCACGCUCACCGGACAGAGAUUCUGAUCUCAGCAGGCUUCCUUGUUGCCAUUGUGCGACUGACAUUGCAUUGGAGAAGCACGAAGACCAAGGCCAUCUUGACACCGCCGCUCGGGUCUCCUGUCACCGAGAAGCCCAUACGAUUUCCUGAAGUCGUUCAAGAGAAGACAGUACCCACAGCACAGCCUGUCAAGACGAAUGGACCUCGUCGAGUGAAAGGUGUGAAGAAGGUCAAGAAGCAAGAGCAAGCAAAGGAUGAACGACCUCCCAUCGACAAGAUACAGCCCUACAUCUUCUACUUUACCCUUGGAGGCUCGACGAAAGCAUACGCCGAAAAGCUUGCCGAGUCUUUUAUCCUUCCCGACGCCAAAGACCGCGUCCUACCACCACAGGUACACGACUUGACCGACAUCGACUACGACGACUUCUUCAUUUCACCACCCAAGUAUGACAGUCCAGGCACUGCCGCUUUCUACACGAUCCUCAUUCCAUCUUACAACAUCGACACCGAACUACACAACUUCCUCUCCCAUCUCCAAGAAACACAUCAUGACUUCCGGAUUGAUACCGCUCCUUUGCAGACACUGGCUGGAUACAGUGUCUUUGGUUUCGGCGAUAUGCAAGAGUGGCCUACAGAACAAGAAGGAUACUGUGUGCAGGCGAUUGAGGUGGACAAAUGGAUGGCAAAGCUGACAGGGAAGAAGAGAGCAUAUCCAUUGGGCAUGGGAGAUGUCAAGGACGAUGUCGAGUUGAGGUUGGAAGAAUGGCGGAGAGGAGUGCAAACGAUUGUCGAUGAUCUCAGUCAAGGAAAAGGAUUGGGGGAGGGUGUCCCUGGAAGUGGUGAUCCGAUCGAGAGUGAAGACGAGGCCGACGAAGACUACGACGAUGGAGAGACAUUGAUCACGAUCACGGCCGACCUCGAAGACAUCCGAGCACCUAUUCCUGUCGAUUUCACCACCUCCAAGAAAUCAACAUCUACCACUACCGGCCCUCCGAAAGAAAUGGUCCCAGUGAACUCUCCGACCUUCAACUCCCUCACCAAACAAGGCUACUCCAUAAUCGGCACCCACUCGGGGGUCAAGAUCUGCCGCUGGACCAAAUCCGCCCUCCGCGGCCGCGGCUCCUGCUACAAAUACUCUUUCUACGGCAUCGCCUCCCACCGCUGCAUGGAAGCCACGCCCUCCCUCUCCUGCUCCAACAAAUGCGUCUUCUGCUGGCGCCACGGCUCCAACCCUGUCGGCACAACAUGGCGCUGGCAAGUUGACCCACCCGAGCAAAUCUUCGAAGGCAUACUCGCAGCCCACUACAAGAAGAUCAAGUCCCUCCGCGGCGUACCCGGCGUGCGAUCUGAACGGUUCGCCGAAGCCAUGCGUGUCCGCCAUUGCGCUCUGAGUCUCGUCGGCGAACCAAUCUUCUACCCACACAUCAACCAACUCUUGGCUAUGCUCCACGCACAACACAUUUCCUCCUUUCUCGUCUGCAAUGCGCAGCAUCCCGCCCAUCUUGCGGCUUUAGGACCCGUCACCCAACUCUACGUCUCCAUCGACGCUUCCAACCGCGACUCGUUGCGGAAAAUCGACCGUCCUUUACAUCGAGACUUCUGGGAACGGUUCUGCGAUUGCAUGGACAUCCUCCGCCAGAAGCGCUACUCCCACCGUACCGUCUUUCGCCUUACGCUCGUCAAGGGCUUCAACAUCGCCGACGAAGUCGCAGGAUACGCGGAUCUUGUGCAACGUGCACGACCGGGAUUCAUCGAAGUCAAAGGCGUGACCUAUUGCGGGACGUCCACUUCCGCAGGUGCGGGCCUAAGCAUGGCCAACGUCCCGUUCUGGGAAGAGGUACAAGAAUUUGUGCUCGCGUUGGCAGCGGAGUUGAAGACGAGAGGUGUGCAGAAUGAUGGCAUGGAGUAUGGACUGGCUGCAGAACAUCAGCAUAGUUGUUGUGUGUUGUUGGCGGAUAAGGAGAGGUUCUACCGGGAAAAUGCUGCUGGUGAAGGGAAGUGGCAUACUCUGAUCGACUAUGAGAAGUUCUUCAAGCUGGUGGAAAUGGGUGGCGAGUUCAAGGCAGAAGAUUACGUGAGUGCGGAGCCGACAGCGGAUUGGGCAGGCUGGGGUAGGGGUGGGUUUGAUCCGAGGGAUGUGAGGGUUGAUCGGAAGGGCAGA
This is a messenger RNA of Zymoseptoria tritici IPO323, 2175 nucleotides long. RefSeq lists its product as uncharacterized. The annotation marks the transcript as partial. Gene Ontology annotation, molecular function: 4 iron, 4 sulfur cluster binding; catalytic activity; FMN binding. The transcript has a single exon. The record is from RefSeq and is a predicted model, not a curated record. Gene Ontology annotation, biological process: wybutosine biosynthetic process. NCBI's taxonomy places the organism in Eukaryota, Fungi, Ascomycota, Dothideomycetes, Mycosphaerellales, Mycosphaerellaceae.